AAUCGCUCAAUAGUCUUCUUACUAGCAUAUAUUCAAUAUUACAUAGUACAUAUCAUGUUCCUUUCUAACUCACUUUUCUAGCCAUUGGUUAAAAUUGUCCCAUGUUCUAAAGUACACUGAGUCUUCUUUCUCUUUAUCUUUAAUGUCAAUCUGUCCAUUUUUGCACAAUCUAAAAUUUUCUUAAUUAGUUCUUUCAAUUUUUCCAAUAUUGGGUAAAUACAAUUCUUGCUGCAGUUAAUACAUGUAAAAUUAUAUAUGUACAAUCUUUCUCGUAGUUUCCUCCUAUUAUGCCUAACAGAAACAGUUCUGGCUUGAAAUUAUAUGUUUUUUAGUCAUUUUUUCCAACCAUAUGUGUAUUUUUGACCAAAAUCUUUUAGAUCUAGGGCAUGUCCACCCAAUAUGAUACCUGGUUUUUGUUUACAAGAGCCACACUUUAGAUGGCCACCGAGCACCAGUUGGCCACUGGUGAGCCCAGGAAGAGCCAGAGGCUCUGAGGGAGGGGCGAUUUGGGGGGGGGGCGAAGGAGGCAAGUACCAGAUUCAUGACAGUCUUGCUCCCCCUUGGUGAAAGGAGCUUGGCUUCAGCUUCGAGGUGGACCUUGCCCAGGCGGCGCCAGGUUAUCCAAAGGAGAGGCUGCUUUCAAGCCCGCCUCUGCGCACCGGGAAAGCCGGCCAGUCAGAGGCGUCUGACCCUACCUGGGGAGGUGAAAACGAAACGAGCUGCAUCUAAAGCCUUCCCAAUGUCACUCCCCCCACCCAAUGGGUGAGUUUUACAAAAUGAGAAGGACGGAGUGUGAGUUGUGGAACUCGUAAAUUCUGCACGGGACGGACACGCGGGGGCUCAUCUUUGGUGAGGACAACCCAAGGCCGAGCCGUUGAAAGUCAAGACAGGCGCCGGGAAAGCCUCUAAUGCUCCUCCUUCCUCCUCUUUUCCCCGCAACAGCAACCAUGUCAGGUGGAUUGGGCUGAGAGAGAGGGACUGGCCCGAGGUCACCCAGCCGGCUUUCGUGGCUAAAGCGAGACUAGAACUUACGGGCACCCGGUUUCUAGCCUGGUGCCUUAACCACUAGACCAAACUGAUUCUCCAGCUCCUUCCAGACAGCGGGCCGUCUAGAGUUGAGGAAGGGUCCCAGUUCAGAAGCAGUCAGGCGGGGAGUCGCGGCAGGGUGGGCAAGCCGCCAGCUACGGGCUGGACAGGCCGGCGAAGGGCUUCCGGUAGCCCUCUCGACCCCUUCUCCUUCCCCCCCCCCGCAGGGCUCAUCAUUGCGCUCCUUCUCUGGGCGGAAAGGGCGGGUGCUUGGAGAAAGCGGCAGAGAGGAGGCGCGGGCGGGGCUUUCCCCAAGAGGGGGCCAGCGGGGAAUGCCCAGAGGAAGUGAAAGCAGAGCCAGCUGCUCCGGCGCCCGCCGGCAAACGCUCGACUUUCAGUCGCCCUCCGGCAAACGCUUCGGAUGGCCGAGAUGUUGGUGUCCGCGCUGGUGCUGCUGCCGCUCCUGCUGCCCUGCCUUCCGGGCCACGGUGAGCGAAGAGCCAUCGCGGCCACUGCCGAGCGGCCGACCCGCAGGAGGCGAGCGGGAGAGGGAGGGACGGGCGCAGGACCUGCUAACCGCCCGGGGCUGCCUGUGACCUCAGGAGGAGAGAGGAUCCUCGCCGCGCCCUCGGACCUACACUUCCAGGCCCGCGUCUUCCAUCACCUGCUUCGCUGGAAGCCGGGCCCUAAGCCAGGCGGCGGGAUCCUGUACGAUGUGCAGUAUCGGCGGGUCGGCGACGACAGCUGGAGGGCCGCCGCCAAUUGUACCCGGAUCGCACUCGACUUCUGUGAUCUCACCUGCGAAACGCAGCAACCCGCGGUUCACUACUUGGCCCGGGUGCGCGCCGUAGCCGGGAACCGCUCCUCCCCCUGGAUACGGACGCGCCGAUUUACGCCUAGCGAAGCAACUCUGUGGCUCUCCAAGGUGACCCUCUCCAGGAGCGGCAACCAGCUCCGUGCCUCCGUGAAGCUUCCCACCAGCUGCUGGGCCAACCUCACUUAUGAAAGCAGCUAUGAGGCAUGGGGGGAAUAUCUUGUCCGAGUCAGAAAAGUGUCCAACAAUCAAGAGCUGGUGCAUGUCCACAACAGCCUGGAAUUUGACCUCCCCCCAUUGCUAUGGGGGGAGCAGUACUGCAUCAGUGUAAAGCCUCGUGUGGCCUCCAGGCCAAAUGCUGCCGACUGGACAGAGGAGCAGUGUGUCUCAAUACCCCCCCUAGAAGAGCACAUUGUCCUUACCCCGAGUUUGGCCCUCCUGGGUCUUCUAAGUCUUGGAAUUCUGGGUGCAGGGCUGGGCUUGGCCUCUGCCUACAAGAAGAAGCCCACAAGGAUGCCUUCAGUCCUGAAAUCUCCCCUUGGGCACAGCUUCUGCUGGGGGCUGAUGGAGGAAAGUGAAAGCCGCAUACUACACCUGGAGACUGAGUCCAUCCAGCAGCUGUUCUCCCUGGGUCCACAAGAUCAUGCACACUUGGAGAGGAGAGGGAGCCAUCGCACUGGAGUGGCGCUUCCAGAGAGGAACUGCCAACGGGAAGAGGGCAGAGGGCCAAAGGAAGGAAGUGGCUGCAGUGCAGACAGUGGCAUCUGCUUGCGGGAAACCUCUGGCAGUGUGGGCAAUCUGCACUUCACUCUGGACAUUGGUCAAAAGACGGGCAUGCAGAAAGAGGCAGGCAGUUUGGGGGUAAAAAAGCAACUGGGUGAGGGGUUAGCAUCCAAGGAUGUGACUCAGGUCCAUUUUUCUGGGUACAGGCAACAGUCAGGAGCUCCUUUGGAUCCUGAGGAUUGCCUGAGGCCUCCCUCCAGCAUGAAUGGGGAGACACUUUCUCAUCCUAGUCUUCCUGCUGGCUAUUUGAAGCAGACCUUCCUCGGAGACCCCCCUGGCUUGCAGGGGAUUGUUUUCCCAAAGGACUUUCUUCAUCGUGUGGAUCAGGAGAAAGAGCAAUUCACAAGCAGCAUGUCCUUGGAUGUUGUGGGACCAUAGGAAUUGCCCUGCAAGUCAGCUCAGGGACUGGGCUUCUCUGGACAAGAGACAUACCUGCUGUUCCCCUCCAGUGACAGCUGAUCUGGAAUCCCAUCCCCAGAGCUUUCUUUCUCGGUGCUGGAUAUAAGAGGUCCGCUUCCUCCCCAGGAUCCACAAUGGGAGAACCCUGCAGAGAACUGAGAAUCUGUCUUGAGAACUGAGUGUACAGAAGGGGAGAGGGAUCCAGGAGGCAAAGCUCCUGAUAGCCUCAUUACAUUUUCUCUUCUUUUCAUUGGACAUAGCUCAAACAUUGAAAAUGGCACUCUCCUAUCUAUGAGGUUGGAGGAGAAACUGUGCAUUCCAAAUGCAGGAACAGAAACAAAUACAGUCCUCACUUAAUGAGCACAAUUGGGACCAGCAACUCCGUCACUAAGUGACGUAGUAGUUAAACAGGCCAUCAUGUGACCACAGCCUGUAUUUUUACUGCCAACUUCUCCGUUGGCUCUGCUUGUAUAAAGCUGCUGGGAAGCUCAUAAAUGGUGGGCUCAUGACCAUGGGACACUAUGAUAAUUGUAACUGCCCGCUAGAUGCAAAGUGUCCAAAUCUCAAGGACGUGUGUUUGGACACUGCAACAGACAUAAAUGUGAGGACUGGUCAUAAAGUUACUUUUUUAGCACCAUCAUCUUUUUGAAUAGUUGGUAAACAGGGCAAUCAUUAAGCAAGGAACACCUGUAGUAUAGCUCACUCUCCCUUGUUUUCUGAAAAGGAAAGGAAGACAAAAAGGGCCUUACACACAAGAAAGAGCCCAAGAAAAUGUGAACAAGUCUGUAGAGAGCUGUGCUACGAAAGGGGAGAGUGGAGGUUUCUAGUAGAAAAAAGACCUGCAUUGUAUCCUCUGCAACAGUUGGUAAAUGGGUGCCUGGGUGCAAUCCAAAGGGCCCAGAGCUGCAACUGGAAUGAGGCUCCAUCCAUUUCUCUCUAAGAAAUCACUUCCUCCUGCCCUGUUUUGCUUUUUCAAAAAUCUGCAGGAUUUUCCUGAUGGAGAAGCUGUGCAGUGAUCACUCUACUGGCCUGCAAAGAUCCAGAUCCAGACCUUCCUAAACAGGAGGGAACUGGUAUUAGAGGUCUGUCUGGAGUCCUCACCUAGGAAGGAACUGAAGCAGUGAUAAAGACUCAAGCCUUAGCCAUCUGGAUUUCAUGAAGGACUCUGGGUUGAGGAUGUGGGGGGUAGAGAAUCUGCUCUUGGUUUAGAAUGGAGCUUUCUUGGCUGGGCUCUGUGCAACAAAGGGAGGGGAUGCUCACCAAGCGGCUACUCAACACCACAUAAAGUCUUGCCCCACCAAGAGCUGUCCUCCCAGGCCAAGCUUCCUAAAGAGGGCAUCCCAGACUAUCUUUUUAUUUAUUUAUUUAUUUGUUUGUUUAUUUAAAGAAUUUAUAUGGCCACCCAUCUCUGACAGUGUGACUCUGGAGACCUUACAACAAAUGACUUACUAUCAAACCAACUUUAUUUAUUUAAUUUAUUUUAAACUCAGCUAAAGUAUCUUCACCAAUGUCUUUUGCCUUAUUUAAUAAAUAUUGUUUAGUUAUGUGA
Messenger RNA from Crotalus tigris (Tiger rattlesnake), 4571 nucleotides. It is a transcript of the gene IL10RA, whose product is annotated as interleukin 10 receptor subunit alpha. NCBI's taxonomy places the organism in Eukaryota, Metazoa, Chordata, Lepidosauria, Squamata, Viperidae. The transcript has 6 exons. The coding region runs from base 1448 to 3001 and encodes 517 amino acids. Gene Ontology annotation, molecular function: protein binding. The record is from RefSeq and is a predicted model, not a curated record.